Messenger RNA from Zymoseptoria tritici IPO323, 489 nucleotides. RefSeq lists its product as uncharacterized. The transcript has 3 exons. The record is from RefSeq and is a predicted model, not a curated record. The coding region runs from base 1 to 489 and encodes 162 amino acids. Lineage: Eukaryota; Fungi; Ascomycota; Dothideomycetes; Mycosphaerellales; Mycosphaerellaceae.
AUGACGUCCGAACUUCACCUCGCCGAUACAAAUCGGUUCAAGAUUCGUCCAGCUACCAAAGGUGACCUCCAAACACUGACCGACGACAUCUGGUUCAACUCUUUUGGCCUUUCGUCAUUUUGGGCGUACCUCUUUCCCGACUCGACAAUCUGCCGCCGUCAGUAUCUAGACAGAAUGUGGGCAAUCGGGCUGGAGAAUCCAACCGAUCGCACAUUUGUCGCAGUCGAUACGCAGGAGCAUGACAGAUUCGCAGGCUUCAGCAGGUGGCAGAUUCCUCAAGCCGAUUCCAAUAGGGGGAGACAGUGUCGGUUCUGGCCGGAUAUUCCAGAGGGACUGUUUGACAUGGCCGACGAAGAUGGUCUGGAGACCUACCUCGACGGUAGCACUGCCGGACAACCAUACUACGAGAAGCGGCAUGGUUUUGUACCGGUCAAAAAGAUGCCGAUUCCAGACCGGGAACCUCGUGGCGCAUUAUCAAUGCCUCGUUAG